Molecule: messenger RNA, 498 nt
Organism: Magnolia sinica
Lineage: Eukaryota; Viridiplantae; Streptophyta; Magnoliopsida; Magnoliales; Magnoliaceae
Exons: 1
Coding region: 1-498 (165 amino acids)
Source: RefSeq, a predicted model, not a curated record
AUGAGUGACUAUGUGGAUCUCAAGGAUGAGAUCGAGACCCUUAUCCAUAGGGGUCAUCUGCAACAAUACACCAAGGAAGAGAAGACAGCUCGGAAAGAAGAACGACCGAACAAAGCUGCGGAAGAACCUGCCAAGAUCUGCACUAUCUAUGGCAGCUCUUCCAGUGGAGGCAACUUGAAUAGGGCCCGUAAGGCCCACACUCGGAGUUCAGACCCCAAGCACUACAUCCAUCUGGCCGAGAGGCCUAGGAAAGAACUCCUAGUAAGACCCUCUAACUUGACUUUCACAGAGGAUGACGCGCAUGGAAUCCAGCAUCCGCACGACGAUGCCCUCGUGAUGACUAUGACCAUAGCUAACCACAAAGUUUAUCGUAUCCUAGUUGACACUGGAAGCUGUGCCGAUGUCAUCUAUUCUGAAGCAUUCGAGAAGAUGGGGAUUGAAAGGUCACGCCUCAUACCCAUAAAAACCCUCUUUAUGGAUUUGCCGGAGAUAAAGUGA